Molecule: messenger RNA, 668 nt
Organism: Corticium candelabrum
Lineage: Eukaryota; Metazoa; Porifera; Homoscleromorpha; Homosclerophorida; Plakinidae
Product: calcineurin subunit B-like
Exons: 4
Coding region: 126-584 (152 amino acids)
Biological process (GO): protein dephosphorylation; calcineurin-mediated signaling
Cellular component (GO): calcineurin complex
Molecular function (GO): calcium-dependent protein serine/threonine phosphatase regulator activity; phosphatase binding; calcium ion binding
Source: RefSeq, a predicted model, not a curated record
AUUAUCAACAGUUUUUCUAGGGUACCGGAGCCUCUGCGAUUGCAAUAAAAAGAGAAGAAGUGGAAGAACUAGCAGAUGGCACCAACUUUUCAGAAAAGGAAAUUAAAUACCUUUACAAGCGUUUCAUGGUCUUGGAUCCAAGUUGCACAUCUGGGGCUUUCAUUGAUGAUGUUCUUCAUUUGCCUGAAUUUGCCUUCAAUCCAGUAGCAGCUGGUCUUGUUCCUCUUUAUGCCACGUGGGACGAAGAGAAUCCAAAUGACAGAGAUAAGGCUCGUUUGCAUCUAAAUCAGUUUAUACAGUUGAUGUUUUUACUCCAUCCAAAUACACCAGACAAAGAAAAGCUGCGAAAGCUGUUUCUUGUGUUUGAUGGAGAUGGAGAUGGUAAACUAUGUGAUGCAGACCUUUUCCAGGCGUUGAAGAUGUUUGUGGGAAAUCAACAAACAGAUGAACAAAUCAGAGAGCUUGUAGAUGGUUUGCUUUACAAGGACGGAGAGAAGCGGCCUUAUUUACCUGUACAUGAAUUUAUCCGGUUUAUACCUCGAAACGAACUGCGAGAGAAACUCACGGUGGAUCUUCCAAACUGAAAUCUCAAGACCACAAUAGCCUGCUUGUUGAGCGUAUAUUUAGUAUGCGGAACUACAACUACAACAUUUCUACACGUUAGUCUC